Molecule: messenger RNA, 1926 nt
Organism: Ciona intestinalis (vase tunicate)
Lineage: Eukaryota; Metazoa; Chordata; Ascidiacea; Phlebobranchia; Cionidae
Product: ras-related protein Rab-27A-like
Molecular function (GO): GTP binding; GTPase activity
Source: RefSeq, a predicted model, not a curated record
GUUUGGUGUACACGCGUCUAAAGGCUGUCAAUCUUCUACGAAGUACAGUACAACACGGUCUGUGCAGUCUUCUCAGACAAGUGUGGCAAAAUAACGUGAGCAGGCUGUUGCAAGUAACACUGUUUAGUGUUUCGUUCAGAAUGACUUUAAGCGAUAAGCCGAAGGAAAGCGAACAACUCCACAAUACGGAAUAUGAUUAUCUCAUCAAAUUUUUAGCUCUUGGAGAUUCAGGAGUUGGAAAAACUUCGUUUCUAUUUCAAUAUACCGAUGGUUCAUUUGAGAGCAAGUUUGUUACAACAGUGGGAAUUGACUUUAGGGAAAAGCGAGUGAGUUACAGACCAGCUGGUGUGGAUUCUGGUCGUGCCCAGCGUGUACAUCUGCAACUAUGGGAUACUGCAGGUCAAGAGAGGUUUCGAAGCUUAACAACCGCUUUCUUCCGUGAUGCCAUGGGAUUUUUGCUUUUCUUUGACUUAACGAGCGAACAGAGCUUUUUGAAUAUAAGGAAUUGGCUUGAUCAGUUAAAGCAACAUUCCUAUUGUGAAUCGCCUGAUAUUAUUCUCUGUGGCAACAAAUGUGACUUGGAAGACCUACGGGCUGUCAGCACAGAAAGAGCAUCUGAAUGUGCAGAAGCAUAUGGACUGCCAUACAUGGAAACAAGUGCUGCAACCGGUCAUAAUGUGGACAAAGCAGUAAGCAUGUUACUGGAUCUAGUUAUGAAACGUAUGGACGAAGUGGUGGACAAAACGAUGCUUCCUGCACAGUUUGGCAACAGAACAGAAGAUGGUCCCAAACUUAACCAAGGAAAUCCCGAAGCAGAGUCUUCCGGUUGUCCGUGCUAAGUUUUACUUCCUCUUUGGUGCACAAUGGUUUGACUGCAGAUUUACCCGUUCGCGUUUAGGUCUCAGAAGUGACAAUUUUCUAUUUAAAACCCUUGCGAACGCCCGUGUUCGGUAGUUUUAGUUUUUUCAUUGAACAUACCGUCCCAAGAAUGCAAGUGAGCAGUUACCGUUAUACACGAUGGCAUUCUAUUUUCACAAAUCCGUAUCACUUUGCAACUUUUAAAUUUUUUGUUUUAGUAUCGUAUUUUGCACGUGAACUCUUCUUAUAAUCGGUAUGCAGUUAAAGUGACGAAUCGCUGUUUUUUUCUUUUCUUGAGUUACCCUUAAACCAAGCUGGUGCCCUCCACCAAUUUUCCGUUUGUGAAAGUCCUGUCCAACGUCCAUUGUAUAGUUAUGUACGGUAUUUAAAAACGCACACUUCAGUAUAGUUGCAAUUAAAUACUCGUCCAAUUUAGGUAAAAACCCACAAUAUAUAGUUAAGAUUAUAGUUACGCAUUUUUCUGUAUUUCACUUUUGGACCUGUUGUAUUAUGUUUAUAAUACCAAAUCCAUACUAUAGUACGGUGGGGGAAGAUGGGACAACUUUUUGUUCUGUUUUCUCGUCGCAUUUGGUAGUAAAAAAAGAACUUUAAAAGAAUUAUAGAUGCGUAUCCUUACGACUACCGUAUAUCGUUGUUAAUUGUUUAAAACACGAUCCGAAUAUUUAAACGUUAUGUGCUAUAGGUGUCCCGUCUUCCCCCACCCUACUAUAUAACAACUAUAUUACGUAACUUACUGGAAACCAUUAUUCUACUGGUACAACAGAAUUUACAAAAACCGUACGUUCCGACCGUAUUUGCCAAUCUAUAGGCUGCACAUUCAUUUUUCGACGUUGUGUUAUUUUUCAACCACCAGGCAGCCCAUUAUAUACCACGCUUGCAUUUAGCUCCACCCGAAUACUAAUUAGUGCAAUAUUACAUUAUUAUUCGCUCUUAAUUAACUAAUCAACAUACCAGAAUGUUUUUUUCCUUUGUCCGAAUAAUGGAAACUGCGUUAAUUUGUUUAAGCGAGUUUUAUAUGUUUUAAAUAGACAAGUAGUUGUAGAUGCA